Molecule: messenger RNA, 1757 nt
Organism: Danio rerio (zebrafish)
Lineage: Eukaryota; Metazoa; Chordata; Actinopteri; Cypriniformes; Danionidae
Source: RefSeq, a predicted model, not a curated record
UGUGUUGUGUUGGUGUGUCUCUCCGUCUGUGAGUGUGAGCAGUAUAAUGGCAGAAUCCAGUGUUUCUGUGGCUCAGAGGGGAAUCUGCCUAGUACACUGGAAACUCCUGGAGAUCUUCUGCCGCACUGAUCAGUGCUGUAUAUGCUAUAUGUGUAUGCUGGAUCAACACAAACACCAUGACACUGUUUUACCUGAAGUAGAGAGAGCUGAAAAACAGAGUCAGUUGAGGGAAACCCAGAGAAGUUUCCAGCAGACACUCCUGAAGAGAAAGAUGGAGCUGGAGGAGCUGAGAGAGGCUGUGGAGUCUCACAAGCGCUCUGCACAGGCCGCAGUGGACCACACCGAGAGGAUCUUCACUCAGCUCAUCUGCUGGAUUGAGAGAAGCCGCUCGGAGCUCACGCAGAUGAUCAGAGAUGGAGAAAAGACUGCAGUGAGUGGAGCUGAAGAACGACUGGAGCGACUGGAGCAGGAGAUCAAUGAUCUGAGGAGGAGAAACGCUGAGCUGGAGCAGCUUUCACACACAGAAGAUCACAUCCAUUUCCUCCAGAGUUUGCAGUCUCUCUCUGUCCCUCCUGGAUCUACAGACUCAUCCAGCUUUAUUAGCAGCUCUCCACUUGUUUUUGAUGAAAUCGCUGAAUCUGUGUCUCGCCUGAGAGAUGAUCUGGUGCAUUUCGGCAGAGAGGAGAUAAAAUUGAUAUCUAGCAGAUUGAGCAGCAUUAGCAUCAUUCCCACUCCUGAACCACAGACCCGUGAGCAGUUCCUCCAGUAUUAUCAACGGCUCACUUUGGAUCCAAACACAGCGAAUAACCUGCUGUUCUUGUCUGAAAGAAACAGGGUGGCUGAAAUGAAUGGCUUUGCCCAGUCCUAUCCUGAUCAUCCAGACAGAUUUGAUUAUUGGCAUCAGGUGUUGUGUAGAGAGAGAGUGUGUGGACGCUCUUACUGGGAGCUGGAGUGGAGUGGUAAUGGUGGAUUUAUAUCAGUGUCAUAUAAGAGCAUCAAGAGAAAGGGAAACAGUAAUGAGUGUCUGUUUGGAAACAAUGAUCAGUCCUGGAGUUUGUUCUGCUCUCCUUAUAGUUUAUCAUUCAGGCAUAAUAAUAUAAAGACUGAUCUCCCUAAACCCUCCGUCAGCUCCUCUAGAAUAGGAGUGUAUGUGGAUCACAGUGCAGGAACUCUGUCCUUCUACAGCGUCUCUGACACAACAAUGAGUCUCAUACACACACUCCACACCACAUUCACACACACACUCUAUCCUGGAUUAGGACAUAAUAACCCUUCAAAAAUGAAGAUCUGUGAUCUGACAGUGUAGAUGAAAUGUACAUGAAAUAGUAUUGGGGUUUUCACAUUUGAUACAUUUACUUUAAACAUGAAUAAUUCAUUAACAUUAAUUUUACCCAUUAGCAUUUACUGCGUUAAGGCUAACUUCAAAAGAUAUUUGUCAAACACUUUUUGUUUUAGGUAGGGCUGGGCAGUAUUUCUAACCAAACACUAUUGUCAAUAACGAUAAUAAAAUAGUUUGGUAGGAACUUUUUGUAUGAAGCGCUAUAGUUUUAUAAAAGUGUAGCUGCUGAGCGCGCGCCAAUGCAGUGCCAAUAAGCUUAGGGUGUCAGUUGGUCAUUUCCGAUGGAGGUGCGUGACUUGCACGAUGUGCACAAGAAGUGAUGUGCACAUGGUGUGCAAGCUGCGCGCAUGUGACACACGCAUUUUCCUGCCACACCUAGUUAAAAACAUCUGGGGCCUCAUGUACGAAGACUUGCGUG